AUGAACAAAGAUAAGAUAGUACAAAGUUCUUUAAGAGUUUUGAAAUACUUUGUUUACUCAAUUUUAAAUGGAGGAUUGGUUUUUUCAACUUCAACUGUUUCUUGUUUGAUAUCUCCGUUUAUGUACAUAAAAACUGGUAUGUCGAUAUCCACCAUAUCAUUGAUAUUUGGAGGGAUUAUACCAUUGAUUGUGUCAUUUAUACAGCCGAUAUUUGGUCUUUUGUCCGACAUUUUCCCAAUCAAAAGAUUCAAAAGAAGAUUUUUUAUUGUUAUUGGCAGUAUUAUUGCAAUUAUUCUAUUGCCAUUUGUUUCGUAUUCUGACUCAAUAGGCAUUGCUUUGGGAGAUACAAAAGGCACACUUUCAAACUCAACAAAUUCAUCUUCUGCAACAGAAAACGACAUGAUAAUCAGUCAAGUACUUGGUGUCAUUUUCAUAUCAUUUUCUAGCACUUCAGUUGUAAUUGUUCAAAACAUGGACAGAGCUUUAAUAGUAGACAACAUAGAGUCAGAGUAUCAACACAAUGCAAAUUCU
This is a messenger RNA of Entamoeba invadens IP1, 531 nucleotides long. RefSeq lists its product as hypothetical. Gene Ontology annotation, cellular component: membrane. The transcript has a single exon. The record is from RefSeq and is a predicted model, not a curated record. Gene Ontology annotation, molecular function: sucrose:proton symporter activity. The annotation marks the transcript as partial. Lineage: Eukaryota; Evosea; Mastigamoebida; Endamoebidae.